AUAGCCAACACAGCGAUCUCCGUCACUUCCGGCACUGACGGACAUUUUGCACAGGAACAAAAUGGUGACAUCUUGGAUCAUAACAUUCCUAUUAUUCUAUAUACAAGACCUGGUACUUGGUCUUGGCGAGGAGUCGUGCUACUCAAAGAUAAAGGGGCAUUCCUACAACUGCGAGUAUGGAUGUUGUGGGAGUACCAACGACCAGAAAUGUUGUGACCCUCUCUCCAUGAUAGUCGGCAUCGGCAUCGGGUGCGUCAUCCUCGUUGCCACCAUCAUCGCAAUCAUCGUCUGCUGCAUCAAACAGCAGACUCGCAACAGACGCCGUCUCCAGCCCAGACAGAACGAGCAGGUCAACAUUGUGUCACAAGCUAAAGGCCCACCAGCCUACCCGGGCCACCCCUACGUAGAUUACUACCAAGACAGCUACAAGGGGCCGAUUCCACGUCCACCCCCUGGGUACCAGACACACCCCAACUACCCCCCUCCGAUGUACGUCCCUCCGGAUCAACAGCUUCUGUAUGGUGACCAGGGGGGUAAAGUCCAGACCCCAGAUGGUUCCGGGACAGUCCCUCCACCCCCCUACUCUUCAAACUGAAGUCCAAGACCACCAUCUUCGACCAUCGCCAUGAACAAGAUGUCAGCUGGAUGUUGCGGAUUUCGGAUGUACAGGCGAACGUCCAUUUUGGUCACAUUUUACCUUGCAUGGCAUUCAAGAGUCAAAUGUUCUUAACCCCAAUAUCGAAAAUAAUUUGGAAACAAUAUCCUAAAUGUGGAGAAAGUGUAAUAUAAAUUCAUGUUUCAAUCUUAUGGGGAAGAAACUGGCGUAGAUACCAGGGGAUGCCAUUUUACCCUGCAUGGCAUUCAAGAGUCAAAUGUUUUUAUUCCCAAUAUCGAAAAUAUUUUGGAAAAGAACCCCCUAUAUGUGGAUAACGUGUAAAAUAAAUUCAUUUCUUAAUUUUAUGGGUGAGACAUUGGCGUAGAUACCAACGAGGGAAUGCUAUUUUUGGCAGUUUUGGAAUGCAAUGCUUUUAUUCACCAAAUCGAAAAUAAUUUGGAAAAUUAAUAUUCUGUAUCUGGAUAACGUGUAUGUAAACUCAUGUUUUAAUUUUAUGGGGAGGAAAUUGGCGUAGACACCAACGAGUUACGUAACUGCGUGUUUUUGAAAAUAAUAUUUGGUGAAGAUGCCUUAAUUUAUACAUAGAAAAGAACCCCUGAAAAUGAAAGAAAUCUGAUGUCCUCUCAGACAAAUUGCUGAUACUAAAACUGCUGUAUUUGGAAACUACAUGUAUUUCAGGUGUCUGCCUACGGGGGCCUUCAGAUGUAUAUUUUUAUGAGAUUAUGUACAUUUUUCUUGCUUUUAGAUUGUAUAAUUAUAUGUUUAUUUGUUUGUAUUUAUGGUACAUUGUCAACCCUUUUCUAUAUGUGACGUGAAAGCUGCUGUUUUGUAUGUUCUGAACUUUAAGUAUGCCCUCAAAAGUACGUCGUGUUUCAAAUGUGACGUGCAAGUUUACUUCAACGUUUCCCAAAAUGGCCUUACCCCAGACAACAGUGCUAAAAGUCCCCUAGUUGAUUGUCAUCUUAUUUCCUGUAUGUUCAAUUAACGGCAUUCGAUCAAGAUGAGUCGUAUCGAAGCUCAUCAAAUAUUUAUCUUCAGACUGACAAUUGUAUUGAUUGUUCUACUCGAACAAAGCAUUUGAUGUAUAGUUGGUCUACAGAGAAUUCCAUAUGUUUUGUAGAGAGAGGUUGCGUGCAGCCAUGCGAACCAA
This is a messenger RNA of Haliotis rubra (blacklip abalone), 1766 nucleotides long. RefSeq names its product protein shisa-4-like. The coding region runs from base 62 to 595 and encodes 177 amino acids. The transcript has 3 exons. Lineage: Eukaryota; Metazoa; Mollusca; Gastropoda; Lepetellida; Haliotidae. The record is from RefSeq and is a predicted model, not a curated record.